Molecule: messenger RNA, 1035 nt
Organism: Drosophila grimshawi
Lineage: Eukaryota; Metazoa; Arthropoda; Insecta; Diptera; Drosophilidae
Product: LIM domain only protein 3
Exons: 6
Coding region: 267-992 (241 amino acids)
Source: RefSeq, a predicted model, not a curated record
AUUUGUUAUUUUAUAUAAAAAGCGAAAUAAUAUCGCGUAUGUCGUUUUGAGUGUAAUCCAUUUGACGUUUUGUUCAGCAAAAGCCGCUAAAUUGGAACAUUAACCAAGUAUUUAAAUCAUUUUUGGGACUAAAUUGUGAGACGAUAGUCUGUCUGACUAAUUGGGCGAAAGUUUCGUUGAUGGGGUUCAAAUACACCUUUCAAUUGUCCGUGCAAUAAACAGCACCUAUAUGCCUUUCUAAAUAUAAUAAAACGCAACUUUUUGCAAUGAAUGCAUCGUUUCAUUCAUAUACUGAUAUACUGGCGGCACAUCAGCAAGAUUCCUCUAGUCCGGAAAGUUUCCCUUCCGUAGUCAUUGGUUAUCGGACCAGUCACACCAAGGAUAUUGCUGAAAGUAACUCAAAUAUUUCAUCGUCUCAACUGUCGUUUAUGGAUGAAUCUUCGAAUGACUUUAAUAAUCAACAGUUAAUACACCCAAGCACAUUAAUCAAAGUGUGUGGUGGUUGUGGAGAUAAAAUAAGUGAUAGAUAUCUUUUAUAUGCUUUAGACAGAUAUUGGCAUAACGGUUGCCUAAAAUGUCAUUGCUGUGGAGCGAUGUUAGCCGAUGUCGGCUCCAGUUGUUUUACCAGACGAGGUUUAAUACUCUGUAAAAAGGACUACUCCAGUAUGUUUGGUAGCUCUGGGGUUUGUACUGGAUGUGGGGAAACUAUUCCCCCAAGUGAAAUGGUUGCAAAAGCUCUUACUGGAAUAAAUAAUAAUAUCGAUUUACAAAAUCAACAAAAACAUAUUAUAAAUUGUGUAUAUCAUCUUAGAUGCUUCAGUUGUGCAAAGUGCGGUUCGAAUUUGCGUCCUGGUGAUAGGUACACAAUGUUGGGAGCUAACCCGGUUUGUGAACAAGAUUGGCAUAAAUUGCUUAAGAAUCCAUCGAAUUCGAAUGGAACAUUAGCACAGCGAAAAGGAAAAGUUGGAAGACCAAGAAGAUCAAAGGACUAAUAUAAUUACAUAUUUUAACUUAAAUAACAUAUAUUUUAGAUCA